Messenger RNA from Vicia villosa (hairy vetch), 941 nucleotides. RefSeq names its product ethylene-responsive transcription factor ERF109-like. NCBI's taxonomy places the organism in Eukaryota, Viridiplantae, Streptophyta, Magnoliopsida, Fabales, Fabaceae. Gene Ontology annotation, biological process: ethylene-activated signaling pathway; regulation of DNA-templated transcription. The transcript has a single exon. Bases 111 to 788 code for a protein of 225 amino acids. Gene Ontology annotation, molecular function: DNA binding; DNA-binding transcription factor activity. The record is from RefSeq and is a predicted model, not a curated record.
UUCAAAAUCUUAAACGCUCCAAACUCCAACACAACAACAACAACAACAGCAGCAACAACCUGCGACUUAGAACUCACUUGUGUCUCUUCUCAGUUUCGACACUUCCUAAAAUGAACUACUCUCCUACUUCCCUCACCUCCGAUCAAGAACUCUCCGUCAUCGUCGCCGCUCUAACCAACGUCGUCUCCGGCUCAACCUCAACCUCCACCUCCACCUCCACCGCUAUUUCAAUACCCGAAUUUCGCAACCCGGAUCCAAUAGUUCCAUCCGCAACCAUGGAAACCUGCCGUGAAUGCAACAUAGCAGGAUGUCUAGGCUGCAAUUUCUUCCCGGAAGAGAACAAGAAAAAACAAAAGAGAGCAAAAAAGAAGUACAGAGGAGUGAGACAGAGACCAUGGGGAAAAUGGGCUGCUGAAAUUCGCGACCCGAGACGCGCCGCUCGUGUUUGGCUCGGAACAUUCACCACGGCGGAGGAAGCUGCUAGAGCUUACGACAAUGCCGCCAUCGAGUUUCGUGGACCAAGAGCCAAGCUCAAUUUUCCACUGGUAGAUGAAUCGCUUAAAAAGCAAGUGGAGGAACCAGAAGUGGUUGUUCCUAGUCCAAGUACCGAGAAUGUCAAGGACGAGAAUUUGAAUCAAGAAAUGCAAAUGGAAACAACAAUGGGGUUUGGGAAUAAUGUGGAUUGCGAAUUUUGGGAUAGGAUUGGGGAAGCUGAUUUUCAGCAGCUUAUGAGGUUUAUGGAUUUUGGCGGAGAUUCUUCUGAUUCAAGAACAGGAAGCACUUUUUAGUUCCUGAAUUUGAAACAACGGAAGAGCUUUUUUGUUAGUGUGUGUUUAAUUAGUUGUAGAAUUAUUAGAAACGUGAUUUUAAUGUUUGAUUUUGCAGAAUAAUCUGCUGUGUAAAGUUUUGUACUUAAAGUGUGUCUUUUUUAAUUAUAAAUA